Pseudopipra pipra is the source of this 4053-nucleotide messenger RNA. It is a transcript of the gene CCDC169, whose product is annotated as coiled-coil domain containing 169. The coding region runs from base 1 to 1128 and encodes 375 amino acids. The record is from RefSeq and is a predicted model, not a curated record. The transcript has 8 exons. Lineage: Eukaryota; Metazoa; Chordata; Aves; Passeriformes; Pipridae.
AUGUUUCCCCAAAUUAUGGAAAGUUCGGCGCAACAGUUCGCCCUACAUGGCCUCUGUAACUGGGCCAAAGCUGUUUCAUGUUUCUCCCAUCAAUUUCUGGUGCUGCCCGAGCCACGUGCCGGGGGGUUCGCUGGUCAGAGGGCAGAGAAGCGCCGUCACACGCGGGGCUGUCCCGGCAGCGGCGGGCGAGUGCCGCUGCACACGCGGGCAAACGGGACGCGGCAGCGCACACCGGGGCCGGAGCAGGUGAAGAUGACACCGGCUGCCGGUCGCUCCCGGCCCUGUCUCGCCCCGAGCAGAGGGAGAGCCACAUGGGCUGCGGAGAAAGGAGUGCCCGAGCCGAGGGUCAGCACUGCCGCCCUCCCGCCCGCCUCUGGCCCCACCACGCCGCUCCCCGAGGCUCCGCCGGGCGCUCGCAGCCGUCGCCCCGCGCAACGCCGGCAGACACGGAGGCUGCGGGCGGGGCGGGCACCGGUGGCCGCAAUGUCGGAAGGCGGCGAGCGGCAGGCGGCAAAGCCCGACCGCCUGGCGCUGGAGCUGGGGCGGGAGAGGCAGAAGAAGCAGAUGCUUGAAAUCUCAAUAUUUGAACUGAGAAACACUGUAACAGAACUGGAAAAAAGACUUAACAGUAUUGAAGAUGAAGGUAAUGAAUGGAAAACCAGAUAUGAGACACAAGUAGAAUUGAACAAACAGCUGGAAAGGCAAAUUAAUAUCCUUCAAGAUAAGGUGGAGCUUAUUCGUGGAAAUCCAGCAGAUAAAUUGUCCAUUGUUCGCACAUUUGAUCAUAUGCCUGUGGGUUCCUUAAAGGAGGUUCUUAAACAGCUGGAAGAAGAGAAGAGUCGUCUCCAGAGUCAGCUAAAGGACUAUGAACUUAGACUGAAACAGGAAGCAAAGGCUUACCAUAAAGCUAAUGAUGAGCGGUGCACGUACCUCUCAGAGAUCCUACAGACCUCAGCUCCACUUAAAAUUGUUGAAAGGCAAAAAACAGAUGCUCUGACUGGCAAGGGAGAAAAACAGAUACUGAGAGGGAGAUACAGUGUUCCAGGAAACCCGAAGAUGGUUAGUCCUCGAAAACGAUCAAUUAAAAAGACUGUAGGAGUGAACAAGCUUCCACAACUAAAGCACUGAUAUAAUGUUCCUGCCAAGAAUUUCCAGUCACUUUUAAAAGUGAUUAAAAGUUUCUAAAUUGAAAAUGAAAGUAUUAGUGCCUUAUUGUAAUGCCAGAACCAGAUUGGCAUGUCUUCUUGGCAGCCUUAAUGUAAGUGUGCCUCUGUCUAAUGGAAUUUUUCUUCUAGUUGCCAUCUUUCCACUGGUGAUCUCUGAUCCUUUCCAUUCUGCUUCACAUCAGUGAUUCUGGGUGUGAGGAUGUUAGAAUACUUGGAGAAUAUUUAAUGUCUUUAUACACUAUGUAGACCCUUGAGCUCUGCACAUUAACCAUGGAAAACAAACAUGCCUCUAGCGAUUUUGACCUCUCAACCAAGAAGAAGAAAAAGGCAAACUGAUGUAACCUAUUGUCUCAAACAUAACCUUUUUAAAAGCUGGCUUACCACAGAUCCUAUGUUGACUCCCACUUUCUGUCUGCAUGGUUCAGAAGCACAGCACCAUUUCCAGCUACUUUAGGCAGUAGUAAUGGGUAGAAAUAACAGAAAAAUUGAGCACUUUUUAUUAAGGAUUCUUCAGAGCCUAUCUUAUCAAGAGGUUGUUUCUUUUAAACACUAUAUCCAUAUUAUUUUUCCUGAUAUUGGUAUGUUACUCUUUGAAAUUUGAACUCUCAGAUGAACCCUUGUAUCCGAAGUCUGUGUUCCAUAAAAAUCUCUUGUAUUCUUCAGUGGCACUGAUCCCUAUACUUUUAGGGUCCAAAAUAGUGCCAGCCCUAAAAUUCAUCUCUUCAGUGAAAAUAGAACUACUUUGUCUUUUCAUUCUUAAGCAUGCAAUUAUUGUUGCAGUUUUAUUACCUACAUUUUAGUCAUUAAACUUCAGCAGAAAUUUUUCAAGUGGCAACAGGAAAAAAGUUUUGGUAAUGAAGCUUCAAGCCUCUGGGUUACAUGUUAAAAGGUCUUGGCAGAGCAAAUGUGAUUGCUUGACUGCCCUUUAUUAUGUUAAGAGCAUCCCUAGCUCUUUGCAGUAUGAAAGCUUUUUGCCUCUUUAAGAGCAGUACUAAUAGUUCUUUAUUACUGGCAGCAUUAAAGUGUUGCUGUAAUUAAACUCAUCCAGAAAGACCAAGGGUGUCAUUCUGAAAUGCAGAGGGAAAAGACCUGCAGCCUAUUCAGUAUGGAAACCCCAUUUUUUUCUCUUACAUAGUAUGAAAUUUAUUAUGAAUAUUUCUAAUAUUACCAUAAUGCACCUGGUAUUAUUCUUUCAUAAGCAGGGUGAUCUGCCUGGCCAGUUUUUUUCUCACAACAUAGCACAGCUGAUUAGGUUAGCACUCUUCUGUUCCUGUUUUUCGCCUGGAAAAUUUCUGAAGGUUGAUUGUGCUGGCAUUUGUCUUUGUGGAUAAGAAUAGGGGAAAAAUCUCCAUAAUGGUCCUAUUGGCAUAAAAGACAAGGGACAUCUGCAGUAGUAAAGAAGAUUGAGUUCUUGGAUUCACGCAGCAGACAUUUACUACUGCUGAAUCAAAUGUUAGUUAAUGCGCUCAAGUCUGGACCCUAUAGAACCUCAGAAUAGGUGGAAACAUUGCACAAAUACGGCAGAACAGCAUUUAUUCACAGCAGGAGACUUGGAUGCUUCCCUCAUGCGUGGUCCACACUGAGGACUUAAAAAGAGACUUUUUUUGAAGCCUAAAAAGAGACAUUUAUUGGUACAUUUUGGUACAGUAAUGACCUAAGGAGAAGAGCAGAUAUAUCCUAUUUAGUCCCUGUUUCAGCUUGCCAGGAGCAAUCUCGGGAUUUGAAACUCAGUAGUAUGAUAAUUAAGCACUAAAACAUUCUAAUUCUAAUCCAAUGUCCAGCUGUAAUGUUUUCUGUGCAAAGUGGUUAUAGUUCUGUACUCUUACUUUGAAUUACUUGGCAUUUCAUUUUCUUUCUGUCUUUCUGAAAAUAAGGACAAACCCGAUGAUUAAGUUUGACAACUCUCCUUUCUUUGCAACAGCAAAUGAAGAUUCUGGUUUCAGAAAUGCUGUGUUAUCUCUUUGGACCUAAAAAAAACUUUUACGCUUCUAGCUAUCCCCAACCAUGUAGGAAUUUUUUGUUUGGUUUGGUGGUUUUGGGUGGAUAACUGUUUUGAAAUUCCUGGAUUUAUCUGUGUGGGAUUUUCUUACUGCUAUUGUAUUGUCCUGUGAAAUGCGGUUUGUUGCCAUUUACACAAUGAACAGUUACAAAGCUUUAUACAAUAUCUUCUAUAGGAAUAUUUCAGCACAUUUAGGAUUAAUUAAUCCUUCAAAGCAUAGUAUGUAUUAUUAUUUUAGGCAUAGAAGACAGAAUCACAGUUAGGUUUAUUUAAAGUAGAUAUAAGAGUGUAGUGAUGUCGGGUUUUCCCCUGAUCUCACAACAGCGUGAUUUUUUGUAAAGUUGCUGACCACUGCAAGGUAAAUCCUGUCUCCUCUAAAGUCUCCGUGCAUCAUACAUGAAACUGAAGGAAUCUGAAAGCAAAAAUGGGAAACUGAAUUGCUGACAGCUGUGGUCAGUGAUUGAAUGGAGCUAAAUAUCAGAGGCAGACAGGAUCAGAGGUGAAAGUUUGAGUCUGGCCAAACUUCUUUCUGCAGCAUAGAAUGUAAUGGGAUUCCAGAUAUACUGGUUGUAGUGUGUAAGUGCUGUUCAUAAGUGUACUGGGAAAUUUGGCACUUGAGAGGAUGCUUCCUUUACAUGGUUACUCAUGUAAGUCCACUGAUUUCAGAUGAGUCAUGAUUUUGAGGUAACUAAGGCAUUUUAAGUAAUUACCCAUUUUGUUUCUGGAAAAUAUAAAUUUAAAAGCUCAAAAUUUUAAAAAAAGCCCUGUUUUUUCCUUUUAAAGUCUCAUGAUUUAAGAGGGUAUUGAAUAAUGAUUUUUGUUUUUAAUGAAUCAGUAUUGCAGCAGUGUAUUAUUCUAUGAUAGAAUAAAAUUCAAAUGUUUAUUGGA